Messenger RNA from Dicentrarchus labrax (European seabass), 6151 nucleotides. RefSeq names its product sp2 transcription factor (gene sp2). Lineage: Eukaryota; Metazoa; Chordata; Actinopteri; Moronidae. Gene Ontology annotation, biological process: regulation of transcription by RNA polymerase II. Gene Ontology annotation, molecular function: RNA polymerase II cis-regulatory region sequence-specific DNA binding; DNA-binding transcription factor activity, RNA polymerase II-specific. The record is from RefSeq and is a predicted model, not a curated record. Bases 117 to 1985 code for a protein of 622 amino acids. The transcript is spliced from 8 exons.
GCAGCGCGGGCGGACUCCCUCCACGGGGCUCGGUCUUCACGGCUCACGGAGAGCGAAUGUCGUCAUGAGCGGAAUGUCGUGUGAUGUCCUUGAACAGACCUAACCACUGAAAAUAGAUGCCCACAGGCAGCCCUGACUCUGACUCUGCUGUGUCUGUGUGUUUUCCAGAACAACAGGACAGUAUGGCCACCACUGUUGCUGUCAGUCCCAGUGAAUAUCUUCAGCCCUCCACUGCUUCCACACAAGACACCCAGCCCUCUCCUCUGGCCCUCUUGGCCGCCACCUGUAGUAAAAUUGGCCCUCCUGCUGCUCAGGCUCCUGUCACGUCUCCUCCAGCGCAGCCGCAGCCUCGCAGGCUCCUCCCCAUAAAGCCGGCUCCGAUCGCCCCAGCUCCGCCCAAAAACCUGAGUUUCCUGUCAGCCAAAGGCAAUGUGAUCCAGCUCCCUGCAGGCCUGGGCUCCACGGCCCCUGGCAGUCCCAUUGUGCUCACUAUCCAACAGAGCCCGGCCCGCACCAACACCUCGGCCCCUGCCAACAUCCAGUACCAGAUGGUGCCUCAGAUCCAGGGCGCUCAGACCAUCCAGGUGAUGCCACAGGGAGGUCAGAUCCAACUCAUACCAGGCACCAACCAGGCCAUCAUCACCACUCCCAUGACCAUGCCGGCCCCGGCAGCCGCCGCCACUCCGGUCACACCACAGAAGACUGUAGCCAUCAAGCCCUCCCCCAAGUUGCGCAAGCCAAACAACUCUGCUGCAAACAUGGUGCAGCUACCCGGCGGGCUCACGCUGCCGCUCAACGUGGCGACCGGAGAGGUGGGCGGGACUCAAAUCAUCACAGAGACAGCAGCUGCCCCUCCCACUCCAGGAAAGGGACGACGAGGGAGGAAGAAGAAAGCGGUCCUGGCUGCUCAGCCUCCGCCUCCUCCUCCACAGGCUGUCUCCCCACCUCCCGAGCAGAUGGAGACCAUCCUGAUAGAAGCUGGUGACAACAUCAUUCAGGCGGGUAACAACCUACUGAUCGUACAGAGUCCUGGGCAGCCAGCUGUGGUGCAGCAGGUCCAGUUGGUCCAGUCCAAACCGGAGUCUCAGGUGGUUCAGAUCCCACAGCAGGCCUUGAAGGUGGUGCAGGCCGCCUCCGCCACGUUACCGACCGUCCCACAGAGACAGUCAGUCCCCUCGAGCCUGCAGGUCACUCAAACAGAUCCAACGCCGACACAGAUCCUCUUCAAAACAGCAUCGGGUGAGUGGCAGUCUAUUCAGGUCCAGGACUCGGUCUCCACGACAACGACUCCCACCACUUCGGUCGUCACCACCACCACCUCGCCACAGGCCGCCACCAAGAGGACGCUGGCGGGGGGUCGGAAGGAACGGACUCUGGCAAAGAUUGCUCCGGCGGGGGGAAUGAUAACGUUGAACACGCCGCAGCUCUCCUCAACAGCUCAGGCGGUGCAGACGAUCAGCAUCAACGGGGUCCAAGUUCAGGGAGUUCCUGUCACCAUCACCAACGCAGGGGGCCAGCAGCACCUCACGGUCCAGACGAUGCAGGGCGGAGGGCUCCAGCUGGCAACGACGCAGGGCCAGCCGGCCAUCCAGGUAGACCAGACCCUCACCCUGGAGCUGCCCGGCCAGCCAGGAGAAAAGAAGCGACGUAUGGCCUGCACCUGCCCCAAUUGUAAAGACGCAGACAAGAGGCCCGGGGAGGUGGGGAAGAGGAAGCACAUCUGCCACAUCGCCGGCUGUGAGAAGACGUUCAGGAAAACGUCGCUGCUCAGAGCUCACGUCCGACUGCACACCGGCGAAAGGCCCUUCGUCUGCAACUGGGUGUUCUGUGGGAAACGCUUCACGCGCAGCGACGAGCUGCAGCGGCACGCCAGGACGCACACAGGAGACAAGCGCUUCGAGUGCAACCAGUGUCAGAAACGCUUCAUGAGGAGUGACCACCUGACGAAGCAUUACAAGACUCACAUAAACACCAAGAACCUGUGAGCUGCCUGUAUACUGAGUGUAUCCACAGACAAACUCUCUGAAACUACAGACUGUAUUAGAGGAAGGAGGGGGCAGAGGAGACGAUACCAAGGGAGUGUCUGUGACUUAUCCUAUUGUGGGAAAUACUCCCAAAAAAAAAGUCCCUAUAAUCCCCUCUCACUGCUCUCGGACACUGUAGCGUGGUGUACAAAGAAAACCCUUCCUGGUGGAAAUUAAUUGAUAAUAGUUUAUCUUUGUUUUCUUCUUCGGUCUGAGCGGUACCAGCUCUGACUGAAUGCGUAAGAUGGCGAGGAUUCAGACGCAGACGCUUAACUCUGCUUGCUUAUUUAUGAACUGCUCUGGGGGAAGAAUGUACACAGAAAUAUACGCCAACACCAAGACCACAGGACUCCAGCUUCCCUCUCUUUUGUUUUUUCUUCUCCCCAAAUCCUGCUUGUUUUUUAUAAAUUUGAUUAGUACGUUGCGGAUGUUCCACAGCAAGCUCCCACAAAUUUGCCGUCAAAACAGGAAAAAAUUCAACACCAUGUUUUGUAAACAGAAAUUUGUUUUACCUCGGAGGAAUGGUAAUUUAGUUUUAAGCUGUUGAUGUUUCAGCAGGAAGUCUCUGCUGAGUGAAAACAUGUACACCCCAAAAAGAAGAAGCUGGGGACCAUUACAUUAAAAACUCCCCUUACACGACUUUUGAAAACCUUUAGAAGUUUACACCGGCUAUUUUUAAAGUGUGUAUAUGCAUACUAUUAAACAUAAUAUUAAUAAUGAUAAUAAACUAUUUAUAACAUUUUUCCAUACAAUUGUUACAGAUUGAUUUACAAAGUAGGUAUGUAGAAUAAAACGGAAGCUGACUCAAAUAAGACUCAAAGUUAAAGGCCUAAACUUUUACAUCACAAACAUAAAGAGGAUGUAAAAACAACAUUUUAUCACGUGCACACAGUUUGCUUUGAGGGUGACUGAUCGGGCUGAGCUCUUCCAGCAGAGCUUUAAAUGCAGUCACUUAGAUGACAAGACCUGAGAACACAAGAGGCCUGGAAGGAGGUUAUUAUGCAGUUCGGGGCCAGAAGUCACUGUGCCUUAAAGGUUCUCAUAAAAUUUUUUAAAUAACUUUGCAAAAAUUGCUGCUGAAAUUUAAAUCGUUUGGUGAGGAUCUCGACUCCUGCCGGAAAAUAUACUUACAGCCGUCCAAAUGCAACGAGAUGGAGGUAAAAAAAAGACAUUUUCUUCAUUGUAAAACCAGAUAAGUUAAUUUAACUGAAGAAAAGUAUUGAAACUGAUUAUAUCGGAAAUUUUAAGUAAAAGUAACUCAAUUUUUUAUUUGUACUGUGAAAAAAAAACAACCUAGUACAGUAAGUAACAGUACUUUAUCAGCAAUGUUUCUUUAACUUAAAAAAAUGUAGACUCAUCCAUUUCAACAACUUAUUUGAGUUUGCUUAAAGUGAGAAGAGAAAGAAGAUCUUUGAUUUGGAUUUCACUCAGUCAGACUUCGUAAAGCUUAGCAAGUUUUCAGAUAUCGUCUUGUGUCUGGUUGGUAGAGUUUUGUGGGCAGGGACAACAUUAUCGGGACAGUUUCUAUCAACAUUAAGGAAAUCUGGACAUUCUUCAAGGCCGUCAGUGAGGCUUUUGAAGUCGAGUCUCCUGUUUUCAGAGGUACAUCUAAAGCUCACACUAGUUAAAAUAACUGAUUAGGUCUAAUGUCACAAACUGCAAACAUAUAAUUGGAGAAUAAUAGAGGACCCAGGAUUGAUCCCUGUGGAACACCAUGUGGACCGUCAGCAGUAUGUUGUGAUCGGUCAUAUCAAACGGCUGUGAGUUGAUCACGGUGAAGCAGGAUGUUACAUCCAUCAGCUGCAAGGAGGAAGAUGUUGGUAACAUCUCAGAUGAUUCAAAGACCUGACGGAAGUGUUCGUUUAUGCUGGCGUGGAAAUACUGUUAAGUCACUUAAAAAUCCAAAAAAUGGGAGUUUAAGACAGUUUUAUAAUUCAAGAGAUCCAGGUUUUGUUUUUUUUCUGUUGAGGUUCGACAAUAAUGAUGAUUUCACAUAUGAAUCUGUGUAUACUACCGAAACAAAUCUUCUUAUCUUUAGAGAAAAACUUUCUGGAGAAGGCUUUCAUUUCCUGUGCUAUCUAAGGGACGAUUGGGCUUAUAUGACAACAAACAACAAACCAAGAGUUUAAGUAAAUAAGACCAAAGUAAAUAAGGUCAGAGAGUUCUCCUGAGUCUCCAGGUGCUAAGGAUUUAAUUCAUUGAUAUAUUAGUAAUAAGAGGAGUCGAUCACCCUGGUGAUAAACCCACUCACACCCCUCUUUUCACUCUGAGAACCAAACCAGGUUGCUACACAGUUGGUUAUCCCUCUUGGAUACCACGAAAGGUACGCUCACGUCUCGGGCUGGGUAUCGAACUUCAGUACUUUUUUGGUCCUGACUGGUACUUGUUGUUUUAUCACAUAGUUCCUGAUUUUUAGAUUUCUGAGUUUUAGACAUUUUUCUGUUAAAGGUUAAAGUUCUCAAAUGGCUGUAUGUUUUUAGACCAUAUUUCAUUUUAACUAAAACUUCUUUUGUUAACCAAAAUGUUUUUUUUGUUUUGUAGUUGAGAGGUUUAAGUUUAGAUUAUGGUGUAUAUUUUAGAAAAACCAUGUUUAUACUUCAAAGAAAGUACAAGUUUGGUACUUGUACCAAACGAUACCCAGCCCCUACUUACACUUUGUGUACUAAUAAAUAAUAACUAAAUUCCAGGGUAACUCUGCUAUUCUGCUUUACUUACAGUAUAAUUUUGAUUUGAUGAUUUGUAGCCUAUGCAUUGCUGUAUAUAUGAUCAGAUUUCCAAGUAUUUGGCCUGACUUGACAAUCACGUCUCGAGAUGAAGAAAACAAACCUUUCUCAGGCCUUCGAUCAGUUACUUUGUACAUGAAUUUUGCCAGCUAUGUGAUAGCUUUAAUUCUUAACUAACACUUGAGAAGUUUUUGUUGAUAUACAGAUGACCAGCAUUAGGCCUAAUGUACAGUAUUCACACAAGUUACUUAAAUAUCUUUUUUGCUUUACAGGAAACAUGUUGUUGCUCAUAUCGUUUUUUUUUUUUUUUGAUAUAAUGAAGAUGUACUGACCUUCUGUGGGAGUUCCUUUCAUUUAAGAAAUACACCGAUGUAUUGUCAAAAUAAGCUUUUUGGUCAAAUUAGCCAUCAGACAGCAGGUAGCUUCUCCACCUCUGUGUUGAGUUUUCACUGUGGUGUGUGUUAAUACUGUGACAUACAUGUUUAAUGGAUGGUGCUGCCUUUGCUAAAAAUGAUCCAACAGCAACUUCUUCUCUGAACACAAACAGAGAAAUUUGACCAAAAAGCUAAAGUCCGAUUUUUAAUUCUUAAUUAUUAUUUUUUUUAAAAAGCGCUUUGAACCAUUUUUUCCUCGAAGUGCUUCACAGGGGCGACAGAUAACGUAAAGCUUAGGUGGCCAAUAUUUGGUGUAUUUUUUUCCAGAAUGUGUCUGAAGACAAGCGAUGCCAUUUGGAUGGAUAGACAGAGCCUGUUCAUAUUUAUGUUUGUAUUUCAUGUCUGAAUAUGUAAAUACAGUGUGUGUCUGGUAGACACGGUAAAUGUAGGAUAUUAGAAAACAAAAGUUAAAGCUGCCUAGUGUUGUGGUUGGCGUGGCCAGCCCUUGAAGGAAGUGGACUUUGUACAGUGUGUAAGGAAUAAAAUAUAAUGUGACAUUGUAUAGCUUCAUUCCUGCUUUGUAUAAGACUUCUAGAUCUUUUUUCUAUUGAAUUAAAGAUGCCUUAGACAGCUGCACCCAGUAUUUAAAGAUGGUUUUUUUUUUGUCUAAUUCCAGGUAACAACAUUUGUGAAGUUCCUUUAUGUUUUUAACUUAUGUUACAUGCUAAUGUAAUGUGCACUGAUUUAAAAUCCCAGGUUCCAAAAAAAUUUGUAAAUUUAAUCUUGAUUGUAAUUAAAUAUAAUGAGAUUUUCCAAAUUAAGACAUUUCUGUUGCUUGGUUUCUGUGAAUUAAAUGCUUCUCCUUCUCCAAGCCUAUAAUGUCAGUUAAUGUUCUGCGGCCAACUGUUUGUGUUCAUCAGGAGAACCCAGAGAACCAGCAAUUUAUUUUAUAACUUGUAUAAAGGUGCUAAAACAUAAAGUUUGCUCCUUUUCUACACGUCACCCCCUCAAAUAAAGAUCUCCAACUGCU